Messenger RNA from Phragmites australis (common reed), 372 nucleotides. RefSeq names its product non-specific lipid-transfer protein C6-like. The coding region runs from base 1 to 372 and encodes 123 amino acids. NCBI's taxonomy places the organism in Eukaryota, Viridiplantae, Streptophyta, Magnoliopsida, Poales, Poaceae. The transcript has a single exon. The record is from RefSeq and is a predicted model, not a curated record.
AUGGCGCAUCCAUCCAGACCGAUCUUCGCCUGUGCCCUCCUCGUUUUCCUCGCCGCCGCGGCGCCCUUCGCGGCACCGGCGUCUGCCGCCGCCGUGACGCAGUCGGAGACGUGCGUGCCGUCGCUGCAGCGGAUGCUGUCGUGCCUGGACUUCAUCGAGCACCGGUCGGACGAGAUCCCGGUGCCGUGCUGCGUUCAGGUGAACGCCACGGUGGCCCAGCAGCCGUGCUGCCUCAUGCACGUCGUGCGCGGCAACGUCGCCAGGCUCAUCGGCCCCGAGUACGACGGCACCCGCGCCUUGGUCAACGUCACCGUCAAGUGCCUCGGCGACGCAUCCAUCCUCACGUCCAUUACUCGCAACUGCUCAGGUUAA